GCUAUGUAGCAGGGUCGGCUGUGCCUGACAAUAGCAGAAAGCUUGCAGUAAAGAAAGGAGGACCUGAAAGUGAGCCGGGGCGAGAAAGAGAGAGUGGGGGAGUUCAUUGGGCAUUUCUUCAUUAAGAAAAAUAAAAUAAAGGCUGUGCUAGUUGAAGAUGUCUGAUAAUGGUGAAGUUGAAGACAAGCCUCCAGCACCUCCCAUGAGAAACACCAGCACAAUGAUCGGGGCCAGCUGUAAGGAUUCAGGGACCCUGAAUCACGGCUCCAAGCCCCUGCCCCCCAACCCCGAAGAGAAGAAGAAAAAGGACCGCUCUAUCAGAUCCAUCUUCCCUGGGGCCAGCGACAAGACAAACAAAAAGAAGGAACGACCAGAAAUAUCCUUGCCUUCUGAUUUUGAACAUACAAUACAUGUGGGGUUCGAUGCAGUCACUGGGGAAUUUACAGGUAUGCCAGAGCAAUGGGCUCGGUUGCUACAGACCUCCAAUAUCACCAAACUAGAACAGAAGAAGAACCCCCAGGCAGUGCUGGACGUCCUGAAAUUCUACGACUCCAAAGAGACGUCCAAUAGUCAAAAGUACAUGAGCUUCACAGAUAAAACCACAGACAGUUAUAAUUCUUCAAAUGUGCUGAACUCAAAGGCAGUCUCGGAGCCUCCCGCGGUGCCUCCAGUCUCAGAGGACGAUGAUGAGGAUGAGACCACCCCUCCUCCAGUGAUCGCCCCGCGGCCAGAGCACACCAAAUCGAUAUAUACCCGGUCUAUUAUAGAACCCUUCCCAGCACCUCCCACUAAAGAUGCAGCAACCUCUCCCAUCUCACCACCUGCGGAGAACAGCAGCACUCCCUCAAACACGCUCACCAGGAACGCAGAGAAGCUGAGGAAGAAGACCAAGAUGUCAGAUGAGGAAAUUCUGGAAAAAUUACGAAGCAUUGUUAGCGUCGGAGAUCCCAAAAAGAAGUAUACAAGAUUUGAGAAAAUUGGUCAAGGGGCAUCAGGAACUGUGUAUACAGCAAUAGACAUUGCCACCGGACAAGAGGUUGCUAUCAAGCAAAUGAAUUUACAGCAGCAACCCAAGAAAGAAUUGAUCAUUAAUGAAAUUCUUGUAAUGAGGGAAAACAAGAACCCCAAUAUUGUCAACUAUUUAGACAGUUACCUGGUAGGGGAUGAGCUGUGGGUGGUGAUGGAGUACCUAGCAGGAGGCUCCCUGACGGACGUUGUGACAGAAACCUGUAUGGAUGAAGCACAGAUAGCAGCCGUGUGCCGUGAAUGCCUACAAGCACUGGAGUUCCUUCAUUCAAGCCAGGUGAUUCACAGGGACAUUAAAAGUGACAACAUCCUGCUUGGAAUGGAUGGUUCUGUGAAGCUAACUGAUUUUGGGUUCUGCGCUCAGAUCACUCCAGAGCAGAGUAAGAGGAGUACAAUGGUGGGCACACCAUACUGGAUGGCCCCAGAGGUGGUGACGAGAAAAGCAUAUGGACCCAAAGUUGAUAUCUGGUCUUUGGGCAUCAUGGCCAUCGAAAUGAUCGAAGGAGAGCCCCCAUAUCUCAAUGAAAACCCACUGAGGGCACUGUAUCUUAUUGCAACAAAUGGUACACCUGAGCUGCAGAAUCCCGAAAAGCUCUCGUCGAUAUUCCGAGAUUUCCUAAAUCGCUGCCUUGAAAUGGAUGUGGAGAAAAGAGGUUCAGCCAAGGAGCUGCUGCAGCACCAGUUCCUGAAAGUUGCCAAGCCGCUGUCCAGUCUCACUCCUCUCAUUUUGGCUGCAAAGGAGGCAGCGAAGAGCAACCGCUAGACAGCCAAUGUUGGUGUCAUCUCACCGGUACGCGCUCAAUAGAUGGUCCUUCCAUUUAAACCUCUGCAGCACCUGGACUUGCACUUACUCAUGGCAGGGUCAUGAGUAAUAAACUAAAGGAUCUAAUGGAAGAAGAAUGAAAAUAAAACUGCUGAUCUUAAACUUUACACCUGUGAAUGGUGUGAGGAUUUUGUACGUUUUAAAACGUCUAUGGAAUCCUCAAACCCGAUGUAGCAAACAUUACUUUUAUUUGGUUGCUCCUUCUUUUUAGUGUUUUGUUUGUUUAAAAUCUAGAACUGUCAAUCUUAAUGAAACUUGGUUGUUCAUGGCCUCUGACAAAGACUUGUCAACUGUGUGGGUACAGCAUUUUGGACUGCUUAGAAACUGGUACGUUUUUGUAAUUAUUAUAUAUAUAUAUAUUUUUUUUUUUUAAUGAGCCAAGACUAGGUGCUGAAAUGAUAAAUGGUCAACCUCUCUUGGAAUUUAAUUUCAGUAAUAGUUAGCAUUAUUAAAAUGGUACAAAGACAUUCCUGCAAAGGACUCUAAAUCUCUGGUCUCCUAUAUUGGAAUAUUUUCAUUUUUAAAACGAAGUUUUGAAGAGACACUCAGCUGCAAAGAAUAAAUUAAUGGUAGACGUAAUGUUGUAUUUUAGAGGACCUAACAUGUCUUGUGAUGCACAGAAAUUGUAAUUUGGGGGUAUUUCUUCUGUUUCGUUUGUUUUUUAUACCAACCCAAACAUGCACUACCUAAGCCCGUUUCACACUGGCAUGCUCUACCCAGGACAGGACCCAGUAUCAUGCAGGUCAGCUACAGACGCACGUGCGCAAUGCGUGUGUCAAUGCCUUGGAAGCAGCUUGUUAUGGAAUGUUCCAUCCAGGCUUCUCUGGAUUGAUUAAUUAGAGCAGGUGAUUGCAUCCCUGCUGCGAUCUGGCCCAUGGUGUGUCUCAAAAAUAUGGCUAAACAGAAACAUUCCUUAUGGAAGCGAAACCUUCAGUCAGGCGUGGCUGUUUGUUAUUUCAUCCUCUUACGAACAGCCAUCAUGCAUUUUGUCUCGCUCAACCCGGGUCAAAGC
Messenger RNA from Polyodon spathula (Mississippi paddlefish), 2861 nucleotides. RefSeq names its product p21 protein (Cdc42/Rac)-activated kinase 1 (gene pak1). Gene Ontology annotation, cellular component: cytoplasm. Gene Ontology annotation, molecular function: ATP binding; protein serine/threonine kinase activity. The record is from RefSeq and is a predicted model, not a curated record. The coding region runs from base 158 to 1789 and encodes 543 amino acids. Lineage: Eukaryota; Metazoa; Chordata; Actinopteri; Acipenseriformes; Polyodontidae. The transcript is spliced from 15 exons. Gene Ontology annotation, biological process: regulation of MAPK cascade; intracellular signal transduction; regulation of actin cytoskeleton organization.